AUUUCCAUGGUUGUAUUAAUGUCUUGUAUGAUACUGCUUUAACUUCUUGGAACAAUUUACAUACUGAGGCUACUUCUUCCAAGUCUUUCCCAAUAUUCAUUCAAUAAGCAAAACUUCUGGCAGCAGCUUUCAUGUUGAAGAUUAUGUUUUGAAUAUAGCUCAUCUCAGGUACUUCUUCCUGAGAAUGCUUGAAAUAGUGACUCAGCAUUCCCAUUUCAAACAACACCGGUAUGUUUGACAAUUCAAGUGCGAAAUUGAAGAAUAUUUCAUAAGUCUUCAUUAUAGGCAUGUCUAUGCUGUACCUGCAUACUUGCUGAGUCACCUGACCAGUAGUGGUAGCUCUAAACUUCAGUUUGAAAAUCUUGCACUCUCUACCCAUAGCAGAAAAUUCAUGCAAUGAUCUGAACAGAGCAUCUUGAGUUUGUAAUUACAUCUUAAUUUGAUAAAUGAUAUUCAAUUGUAUAUUCACCCUAUGAAAGUAAAUCUGCCACCAGGAAACAUCCCAUUAGGAAUCAAUGAUUUUUCGUCACAUGGAAGGUAAUUGCUUCCUUCCCAGUGAUGCUUAUUUAAUGAAUGAGGCAAGUAAUAAAGCGAACUUUCUAAAUAAAAUUAAUAACAUGGUUGAUAACAGCACUAGUGCUAUAACUUGAAUCAUCUUAUGACCAUAGGACAUAGGAGCAGAAUUAGGGCAUUUGACCUAUCAAGUCUGCUCCAGCAAUCAUGCCUGAUUUAUUACCCCCCCCCCCCACUAACCUCAUUCUUCUACCAUCAACCCAUAACCUUUGACGUCUUUAGUAAUCAAGAACCUAUCAACCUCUGUUUUAAAUAUACCCAAGAAGUUGACCUCUUCAGCCAUGUGUGGCAAUGAAUUCCACAGAUUCACCACCCUCUGACCAAAGAAAUUGGGUUUUAAAGCACAUCCUUCCAUUCUGAGACAGUGCCCUCUGAUUAUAGACCCACCUACUAUUAGAAACAUCCUCUCCACAUCCACUCUAUCUAGACCUUUCAAUAUUUGGUAGGUUUUGAUGAGAUCCCCCUCAUUCUUCUGAAUUCAAGCAAGUACAUGCUCAGAGCCAUCGCAUGUGCCUCAUACAUUAACCGUUUCAUUUCUGGGAUCAUUCUCAUAUCUUAUUCUUUCAUUAAGGCUUUUGUUCUGAGUGAUCCAGCACAUAUUCUUUUAUGUAAGAUGUGCUUGCAUUUAUUAAUUUUUCUGGUUGCACAUUACUCCAAUUUCUCAUUCUUAAGAUACAAUGAAGUUAGCACCAUUAUUAGGUUAGACAUGAAGCUGGAAUUACAGUUAAUCAUUCCAAGAGUGAAACAUUGUGAUAUUGUCUGGAUGUUUGGUUCUCAUGAUAGCAUUACAUUUGUCUUUAACCUUUGGGCUGCUAAUACUCACCUUUAAAUUUAAGACACACCAUUCCUGGCUGUGCUAAUGCACAAGUAAACUGCUUACUUUCCACAUGAUGAUGAUGAUGGAGAAACUUUAAUACUUCCUCCAAAAUAUAUGGAUUAUUUUCUGUAACAAUCUGUGGUUGCAUGGACAGAUUAUUUUUUAAUGCCCUACACAACUGUGUGCAUAGAAGGCUGGAAGUUCUUUGAGGAUGAUUUAAUUAUGUAAGGCAGUUUAGUAUAGGAAUUCAUAAUCAGAGACUCCCACCAACCAGGUCAUGCUCUCUUCUCGCCACUGCCAUUAGGAAGAAGAUGCAGGAGUCUCAGGAUUUACCUUACCAGGUUCUGGAACCGUUACUAGUCUCAGCCAUCAGGUUCUUGAAUUACAGGAGAUAACUUCACCCAUCUUCACUUGCCCCACCUCUGAACUGUUCCCACAACUUAAGGACCCACUUUCAAGGAUUCCUCGUUUCAUGUUCUCAAUAUUUAAGAAUGCCUUAUAGCCUGCAUCAGUUAGCGGCACAGGGCUAUACUGAACUAAACUAAACCGAAUAUACUAUGGGUUUUAUGCUUGAUUUUCUAUGUGUAGUUCACACACUUUUUGCCAUUUACACAAUUCGUUCUUUUUCUUUGUAUGUUGGUAUUCUAUGUUUUCUUGAAUGGGUUCCAUAGUGUUCCUUUGUUUUGUAGCUGCUUGCAAGAGGAUGAAUCUCAGUGUUGUAUUCUGCGUAUAUACUCUGAUAAUAUAUUUACUUUGACUUUGUAUUAUUUAUUAGUAGUAGUAGUAUUCCUUUUUUUCUUUUUUUGCAUUUGCACAGUUUGUUGUCUUCCACACUGGUUAUCCACUCCAUUGGUGCAGUCUUUCAUUGAUUCGAUUACAGCUACUGGAUUUAGAGAAUGCCCGCAAGAAAAUGAGUCUUAGGGUUAUAUAUAGUGACAUAUAUGUACUUUGAUUAUGAAUUUACUUUGGACUUUUGAACCUACUGUAUGUAUCAAUUAGAUGCUCUUCUAACUGUCCUAAUCAAUUUCCAGCUGCCAAUAGGUACAGCAAGUCAUUUCUUUCUGAAAAAUAUGAAUGCUCAAUAGGUCUUAAGAUUAAAAUAACCAAACCUAUUGUAUUAAUUAGAUGUUCUUCUAACUGUCCAAAUCGAUUUUCAGCUGCAGAUAGGGUACAGCAAAUCACUUCUUUCUGACAAAUAGGUCUUGAGAUUAAAAUAAUCAAAAUGUUCUGGGAAUUAUAGUAAAUUAUUAGAAUUCUCUGCUUAGAACUCAGUAAGUGAAUGAAUUCAAGCCAAAGAAAGAUAAAUACAAAAGAUUCUGCAGAUGCUGGAGAUCUUGAGCAACACACACAAAGACUAAUAAUUUUUUGGAUACCACGGGAAUCAGGAGAUGAAGAGACAGGGCCGGAGUUUGAUACAGAUAAUAUUGUUGAUUGGUAGAGCAGUUUUGAUUGAUGUAAUAGCCUGUUGCCGCUUUUUAUGUUCAAAUGUUUUGAGUUCCCUUUGCCAUUCUCACAUUUUCCAUUCUUCAAGAACUUCUCAUUCUCACCCAAAAGUCACUUGUCCUUAUUUUAUUCUGCACUAAGUAUCAAUCGCGUCCUUUCUAACUUUGGUGCCAAUGUUCUGCUCCACACCGCAAAUUCAGGUCAUUCUCAUUUUCAUCACUGCACCCAAAUCAUAGUAUUUAUACUUCAACAUAUAAGUAUAAAUACUGGAAACAUACAACUGAUCGCGCAUUGUAUGUAAAGACAAAAAUCAUGCUAACGUUGGCGAUGUAAUCUUUGCAUUGGAAACUCACUCUGACUAACGUGCUUACCAACCCGCUGAGCAUUUCCAGUAUUCGCUUCUCAUUACGGUUUGAACUCAACCGCAGGACUGAAGAAACGUUCUACUUACGGCUCGCGGCCGUUUCAGAUUUGUUCAACACAUGUGAACGACGCGGUGAUGAAAGGAACUGGGCCGGGCGGGCGGUCUGCACCGGCCCCACUUCGGCUGCAGGUGGCACCAGCCCCGGGCCUCGGGACGGCGGAGCAGCCCGCUCGCGAGACCGCCGCCUGACCUCGCGAGCCGCUCCGGAUCAGACCGGCUGUGGCCGGCGCCGGCUGUCCUCGCUGGUGGCAGGGGGAAGAUGGACGAGGAGGAAGCAAGCCCACGGGCGGUUCGCCGGAAAGCACAUAGUCGGCUUCCAUCUUCGGCCUGCAGCUCGAAGCCGGAGCCGUCGGCGUGAACCUGCGGGCGGCUGCUCCAAUCGCCGGGCACGUUCGGUGCGAAGCACAACCUGUUGUGUGUCCAAACACACACAGCUCCAGGAUUGACUCUCCAUACACGCAACAAAUUAAUGGGCUUGAAAGAUCACUCAGUGACUGAGAACAGCACAGUUCUUAGACUUCUACAUCUCAAUGUGGAAAACACUAACAACCCACUAAACGUGAUUACAUCUUGGUCAGUAGUGGAUAAAAUGGCAAUGGAUAAAGGAUAUUCCAAUACAGAGCAUUUUAAAGAAUGGGAAGUGCAAGAUACAGACAGCUCUGGUUCAGACAGUGAAUUGGAGCAGUUAGGAAUUGCCAUGUUGGAGACUAGUUCUAAUAUGAAACAGUUUUGUCAGUCACCUAGUAUGGAAUCAAAACUACUGAAAUGCAAUGAGCUUCUGCAAGACUUUAAAAUUGAUACUGAACCAAAACCAAAGGAUGACUUAAGGAUUACAGAUGAAGACAAAGUUUACAAAACCAAAAUGGAAUUUGCACUGAAACUGGGAUAUUCAGAGGAACAACUGCAGUUGGUCUUGAACAAGUUAGGACCUGAUGCCUUGCCUAAUGACAUACUAGGUGAACUUGUUAAACUGGGGAACAAAAUUAAUUCUGAUGCCUCCUGUGGCAAAAGUACUCCUGGAACUAUAAACCUACGAGAUACAACUUCAACAGAUUCUCAACGAUCUGAUUCUCCUGUAGAAGAUGUGGUGGAUGAUGGGAAUAAUCUAAAACCUAUAGUAAUUGAUGGCAGUAACGUGGCAAUGAGUCAUGGCAAUAAAGAAGUAUUCUCCUGUCGAGGGAUUAAAUUAGCAGUGGACUGGUUUUUGGAAAGGGCCCAUAAAGAUAUUACUGUGUUUGUGCCUGCCUGGAGGAAGGAACAGUCGAGGCCUGAUGCCCUCAUCACAGAUCAAGAAAUCCUGCGCAAGUUGGAAAAGGAUAAAAUACUUGUCUUCACGCCAUCUCGUCGGGUGCAAGGGCGGAGAGUUGUUUGUUAUGAUGAUCGCUUCAUCGUGAAACUGGCUUAUGAGUCAGAUGGUAUCAUUGUAUCAAAUGAUAACUACAGGGAUUUGCAGAAUGAAAAGCCAGAAUGGAAAAAAUUCAUUGAUGAGAGAUUACUUAUGUAUUCUUUUGUUAAUGACAAAUUUAUGCCACCGGAUGAUCCCCUGGGUCGCCAUGGACCCAGCUUAGAUAACUUUCUAAGGAAACGACCUGUUGUACCAGAAUAUAAGAAGCAGCCUUGUCCAUAUGGAAAAAAGUGCACUUAUGGUCAUAAAUGUAAGUACUAUCAUCCAGAAAGAGGUACACAGCCUCAGCGUUCUGUGGCAGAUGAACUACGUGCUAGUGCAAAGAAUUCAAUAAUGAAAACAAAUGAAGGAUUGGUGAAGAGCAACAGUGUUCCAUCUAAUAACAAAACUGAGGCUACAUUUGAUAUCAAACAUAUAGCUCCAAAACAACAAUCUGAUCCAACUAUUCAAACCUCUCUUUUUAAUGCAGUUGAGGAGAAACUUUGCAAUAAAACCAGACUGGAAACCAGGUCUGUGCCCUCUCUCAUUAGUGCAUCCAGUGCUUCAGGUGCAUUAAUCCCAGGUAGUGCCAGAUCAGGUUCUGGCAUGCACUUUGUGACACAAGAACAAGGAAUGCCAUUGCAGUUUCCAGCAGUUCUAGUAAAUAGUCCCCAUGGAACACACAUGUCGUAUAAUAACCAACGCCCAAAGUGUGACUCUCCUGUCGAUGGAAGUUAUUAUUCCAUGAUGAAUCCUUAUCCUAAUCUUACUUUACCUGGUACACACAGCCCUAACCAGUUUUCUGUAGACAAACAAUACAGAUUAAACCAGGUAGGUUCUGAAUGCAGCAGUGAAGGUAGUGUCAGCUGUGGUAGCAGUGAUUCAUAUGCUGGAUAUAAUGAGCAUACCUACCGAAGUUCUCCUGUUAUAAUGCUUGAGGAAAAUCUUAAAUGUCCUCAGCUUCAUAAGCAACAUCAACCGCUUCAUGGAUACCAUGAUAAUUUACCAAGAGUUCCAACUUACAAUAAAGAAGAACAAAAGUCAAUGCACAAAGCUUCAGUCCCUUGCAUGACAUCACAUUUGCCACACACAGUGAUUGGAGCUCAGUCCAGUUGUCCAGGUGAGUAUUGUACAGUAUCUCACAAUGCCCAUCACCCUCAGAAUAUGCAUUUGAGAACAGCAGUAGGAACUACAAGGGUAGAAAGCUUUCCAGACACUCAUUUGUAUGAAAAUCAACCAGUGAGACAAAGAAAACAUUGCAUAGAUCAGGAAAUGUAUGCCAGUUGGAAUAGGCUUGGUUAUAGUGUGGACAUUUGCAAUUACCUACAGGGAUUUUCAUUACCUAAUAAUCCCACACAGCCAUGCUAUGAUCAAUUUACAUUCCAAAGCCUACCUGAGAAAAGGGAACAAACCUGGAGGAUGCCAUGGAGUGGUCUACCAAUUGAGCAUCUGAAUUCACAAAGAUUUCCGGAUGCUCGUGAAAAGGUUUUCACAAAUUUGUGCAACAUAUUUCCAUCUGAACUUGUGCGGAUGGUAAUGAAAAGAAAUCCUCACAUGAUCGAUGCUGAAAAGCUCGCAGCAGCUAUUCUAGUUGAAAAGUCGAAACUGGGUUAUUGAAUUUAAAUGCAUCAUCUUGGUGUUCUUAUUUCUCAGCCCAAAUGCUGAGGUAGCUUACAUUUGUGAGAUUAUUCAGAAAAAGAUAAAAUACUAUAUUUCCUAUACAAAAGGGAAUAUUUUGUGUUUUCAUAACUACCUUUUAGACUUUGUAUUAUUUAAAGCUACAGUUUUCCAUAGGAAAAUAUAAACUCUGUAUUUCAAAGCACCUUUUAAAUAUUUACUUGUGAUAAAAUUUACUAUUUUAAUCUGAUACAGCAGUAUUAGUAAGCCUGAGUGUUUUUUUUUCCACAAUGCAUUUAGUGGCUUUUGGCACUUUUUCUUCAGCAUUUAAUGAAGUAUUAAUGGUAAAGAUAUAUUAGUGCAGGUUCCUUUAUUACCACUAAUUGAAUAGUGUGUUAAAAACAUCUCUGAUUUCCAAUUAAUGAUAAUUAAAAGCCAAGUAGAAAUGCUCAUGAUAUGUAUUAUUUCAGGAUGUGAUAAUUGAAGUUGCAAUUAAAAGCACCCUUUUAAAUUUAUUUUAAAAUAUAUUCUAACCUUUUUAGUUAAUGCACUAGGUCUGUGGUGUUAUGAGAAAGCCUGAUUUAUCUUGCCACAUUUUUUUUUACAAAGUGGAAACAAACAGAUAAUCUGUUUAAUUUCAGUAAGUGUUGUUUCUGGUAUUAACGGAUUUUUGUCUGCUGCAGUGCUAUGGUUGUCAUACAUGUUAGCAAUCAGUUCUAUUUAACUGUUGAGUAUACUGCAACUGCAAGCAAAAUCCAGAAUAAGCAGAAAUGACCUUUAAUUGUUGAUGCAAAUUGUAUCUGUUAUAAAAAUGAAAUCUGUAAUAGUUUUAAAUUUGUACUUGUGUGAGUGAGAUUAGGGAUCAUUUGGGCGGCAUUUUACCAGAUCCUUGAAAUAAACCAUUGGUUUACUGAAUUGUUCAAACUUUCCUUUCACUAGUUAGGAAAACUGAGUUAGUAUACUGCCAACUGAACAGCAAAGUCCUAUAUUUGGUUCUUGUGUGUUUCUCUUCGCAGAUAUUAAACAGAUCUGCACAGGGUAACACAUACAAACAUUGUUCAGUACGGUUUUUUAAUAUCUUAAAUUGAAGCUCAAGUUACAAGGAGUUUGAUCACUUCAUAUUUAUUUUUCAGUUUAUUCUUGUUUCUGUAGUUUCCUGGUUUGAAUUUUCACAGAACUGAGUUUCAUUUCUUUAUAGUCAGGCUGCAAGCUAUACAAAGGAAUCUUACAUACUUAUUUUUUAAAACUAUAGGUAAAAUUGCUAUAAAUGUAUGCCUACUUAAUAGAUUCCUAGUUGUUAAAUUAAUUGUGUUCAGGAAAAUAACCAUAGUUUUAGCUUUGCAGCAUGAUCAGGUUAUUUAAUAUGCAAGUGAAUGUAUGCAAAAUACACCGAAAGGAAAUAAAAUUUUAAAAAUCUAAUUGCCUGCCAUUAUGAGAGAGGAUCUAGUGCAUUCCCGGCAUACAUGACAAAUAAACUCUCCUCUGGUUUCUAGCUGGGUACAUCUGAUGUUUCGAUGACAAACUCUAAGAAGAUGGCAGUUUGUCAUUGAAACUUUGGUUAUAAUCGAUAGCUAUACCCAGCUGGAAGACUAAGAGUUUAUUAUAUUGAUACUUGUCUGAGGGUGAAUUUUUUUUUAAUCAAAAAUGAAAAUUCUAUUUCUCAGAACCUAUUCAGUACUGCUCAAUAUCAAAUUUCUGAUCUUGUUGCACAUUUUUUCAGACUCACUAUUAAAUGACCAAUUCACCUUUUUCUUUCACUUUUUACUCAAAAUGAGUUUAUGCAUUCCAUGCAUAUCAUCUUGCAGCCAGAUCAAAAGUAAAUGAGACUUGCCUAUUUGAAUAGAUAUUUUGUAUUUCAGUGUGCAUAAUAUAUCAGUUUAACAAAUGAAUUACAAAAUUUCAGGGAACAUGGUAAAAUGGAUCCUAAAACCACGUCCAACACACCUAAUAGAAUAACCUUUUCACUACUUGUGUGACACUAUGUGUGACAGUAAGUAGAUUUGGGUAAGAAUGCUUUUUUGACGGGGCAUUGUGCUUAUAGACAUAACUGAUACUCUGAACCAUGUUCAGUACAUUUCCAAAAUAAAUUGUAAUAUACAAUAUUCUUUUUCUCAUCUACAGUACAAUGCUGUUGAUUUUUGAAUUGCACACAUCCCAGUAUCAUUGUAAGGCUCCAAGUUGGUAAUGGUACUAUAAAAUCUAGUGUAUCUAUUGAAAAGUUUAUAAGGAAUUUUGUAUGCCUCUAUCAGUACUAGAAUUUUGAAAUAAUAUUCAUGAAUAAUUAUUUUGUUUUCCAUUUUGUCAACUGAUUAAUUUCAGUUUUGAGCUACAAUAGUAUUUAAUUGUACCAUUUUAUAUUAUAUUCAUCAUUUUGAAAAUGUAACUAAUAGUUGAGUUUAUAAUAAAGUAUAAUAAAGCAUUUCAAAUGUGAUUUUGCAUUUGAAAAUCAAAUGCGAGUUUGCUGAACAGCUUCUGUAUAAUGCAGCUGACAUUCAUGCAUAUUAUUGUAGGUUAAAAACUAAUUUUACUGUCAUUUUAAGCCAAAUCAGUCUUGUGUCCUGUUAUAACUAAUUAUAAUUUUAACUCAUUGGGUAAAUGAUCAGGCAUACAAACUCAAAGUUACUUCGUGGUAACUUUUAUAUUUUAAUGCAAGACAACAUUGGGGUCAAUUUUUGGCUAAAGUUUUAAUCUUGUUAGUAUUUUUUUAACACUGCAUGUCAAACUAAUGCACUAUUAUUCAUCACAUUGGUUUCUAAGAUAAAUUCAUACUUUAAGAUGUGCAAAUGAUGUCUAUCACAAAAAGUAGGUAUCAGGAAAUCCAUAAAUCUUGCCUUAUGAUUCAUAUAAAAUGUGAUAUAAAAUACAUAAAUUUACCCAUUUUGUCAUUUCAUUGUUAAUUUUAAUGUUUGACAUUGACAACAAUUAAAUAUUGAAUGGGCGGGAGGGUGAUGAAGGGGGUAUGUAUCUUAAAAUUCCUUAUUGUGAUAUCUUCAAUAGUAUUUCUUACAAGUGUAUACAUUGUAAUAAUCACUGCUUGUACAUUAAAACAAUCAGAAUGUAUGUAGAGUUCAAUUAAAAUAGCUGUGUAAGUUUUUUAAACACCUUGUGAGAUUGUAUAACUAUAAAAGGGUUUAUGGAAUAUGUAAGAUGAAUGCACUAUUAAUAAUACUAACAUUGUAAGCAUUACUAUGAUGUAGUUCAGUUUGACUUUUGCUAAAACUGGUUUUUAUAUAGUGCUUAAUUAAGAGGCAUUUAGAAAGACACAUUAACAAGCAUGAAAUUUAGGAAGAGAUCACAUGCAGGAAGUGGAAGUUAAAUUGGCAUCAUGGUCAGCACAGAAAUCAUUGGUAAUAGGAUAUAUUCCUAUGCUGUGUGUUCUAUGUUUUGCUGUCACUUAGGUAAGCAGCAAUCAAACCUGAAUUUUUGUUAGCAAUAUAAUUUGUGUAACUACUUUAAAAUCUUCCACAACUUUCAGAAUCAGGUUCAGUAUUACUAGCAUAUUAUUGUGAAAUGUUGUUUUGCAGUUUCAAUACAUUACUAUAUAUUAGUGCAAAAAGAGGAAAAUAGUGAUGUAAUAUUCAUGGGAUCUUUGUCCAGAAAUCUGAUGGCAGAGGGGAAGAAGAUGUUUCUGAAACAUUGAGUGUGUCUUCAGGCUAGUUUACCACCUCCUCGAUGGUAGUAAUGGCAAGAGGAUAUAUCCUGGGUGACAAGUGUCCUUAAUGAUGGAUAUCACCUUUUUGAGGCAUGGACUUUUGAAAGUGUCCUGGUUGCUGGGGAGGCUAGUGUCCAUAAUGGAGCCGGCUGAGUUUACAGCUUUCUCUGAUCCUGUACAGUGUCCCUCUCCAUACAAGAUGAUGCAACCAGUUAGAAUGCUCCACAAUAUAUCUGUAGAAAUUUACAAGCGUCUUUAGUGACAUACCAGUUCUCUUUAAACUCCUAAUGAAAUAUAGUGGCUGUCAUGCCUUCUUUGUAAUUGCAUCAAUAUGUUGGCCCAGAAUAGAUCUUCAGAAAUGCUGACAUGCAGGAUCUUGAAACUGCUCACCUUUUUCCACAUCUGAUCCCUUGAGGACUGGUGCGUGCUCCCUCAACUUCACUGACAUUGAGUGAAAGGUGGUUGUUACAACACCAACCAGCUGAGCUCUCUACCCUGUACCUCUCAUUGUUCUAAUGUGUAAUUCUUCCAAGUUUUACGAAUCAACAUUUUACAAUCCUCUCACCUCUUCCUAAGGAUAUACACCAACAUAGCUAUGCCAUCUCCUCCACCUACCUACCUGUCCUUUUGAUACAAUGUGUAUCCUUGGAUGUUAAACUACCUAUAAUACUCUUUCAUACUUGUCAAUCUGCAAUUGCUCUGCAAGAUCAUCUACCUUAUUUUCUAUACUGCAUGCAUUCAAAUACAUCACCUUCAAUUCUUUAUCAUCAUUUUCAAUUUUGUCCCCAUUACACUGCAAUUCAUUCUAUUGACUGCAAGUUUGCCCUAUUAUCCGCCUGUCCUUCCCAACAAUCUCACUACACAGCACUUCUCAGCCCUAUAAUUCAGUUUCCCACCCCCCUGUAAAAUUAGUUUAAACCCUCCACAGCAGUUCUAGAAAACCUGCCUGCAAGAAUAUUGGUCCCCCUCAGGUUCCUGUGAAGUCUGCUCUUUUUGCACAGAUCCUACCUUCCCCAGAAGCGAUGCCAAUGAUGCAGAAAUCUGAAACCCUGCCCCUUUACCUUAGCCACACAUUCAUCUGCCAUAUCAUCCAAAUCUUACCUUCAAUGGCAUAGGCAGCAAACCAGAGAUUACUACCCUGGAGAUCAUUUUUUUUUCAGCUUUCUCCCCAAAUUCUCUCUUCAAGACCACCUCCUCUUUCCUACCUAUGUCAUUGGUGAGUACCAAGAGUUCUGACUGCUCACUCUCCCCCUUUGGAAUGCUGUGGACCCAAUUUGGGAUGCCUCUGACUCUGGUACCGUGUGGGGGGGGGGGG
This is a messenger RNA of Hypanus sabinus (Atlantic stingray), 11225 nucleotides long. RefSeq names its product probable ribonuclease ZC3H12C. The record is from RefSeq and is a predicted model, not a curated record. Gene Ontology annotation, cellular component: cytoplasmic ribonucleoprotein granule; nucleus. Gene Ontology annotation, molecular function: metal ion binding; RNA endonuclease activity; mRNA binding. The transcript is spliced from 6 exons. NCBI's taxonomy places the organism in Eukaryota, Metazoa, Chordata, Chondrichthyes, Myliobatiformes, Dasyatidae. The coding region runs from base 3727 to 6258 and encodes 843 amino acids.